This is a messenger RNA of Linum trigynum, 354 nucleotides long. The record is from the annotation of a GenBank genome assembly. Lineage: Eukaryota; Viridiplantae; Streptophyta; Magnoliopsida; Malpighiales; Linaceae.
AUGGUGGCUACUUUGGGACAAGAACAUUUGCGGCCUACGGAGAGGGAACGAUGUGGUGAACAAGCAGUUCAUUUGAAGGAGUCACCGGCCCGUCGUCGCAAGCUGGUGAUAGCGGAGUCGGACGUGGAUUGGAUUGUGACAGACUCCCGGCUGUCCGCAGAGCACAGAAGUGCUGCACAUCAGCACAUGGCUCGGGACGUGGGAUCGGGAAGUCAGGCCCCAACCCUCAAGCUGGUGGGAGGGAAGUCGUCCAAACCAGCUGGGGUUUCCACGACCAGAGGUUGCCGACUCAAGAAGAAAUCAGAGGAUCCCAAGUAUAAAGCUAAAGAUGAGUUGGUUUUACACCCUCGGUAG